AUCUAAUCCGUGAACAAGAUUAUUUGGCAAAACGAAGAAGGGGUUGAGUGGAGUAGAAAAGAACGCACAUCUAACAAGGCGAUCCGCAAGUUACGUUGUCAUUGGGGGUGGGCAUAGUUGCGCUGUUUUCCGAUGUUUCUUCUCGCUCGCUCCACAUGAUCUCACGUUCCUUCUUCUUCUCCGCUCCUCUCUCUCGCCUUUAAGUAGAUUGACUUUCAUUCUGAUUUCAAGCUUAAUGCUUUUGUUUGUCUUCUGGACCUACCGCCACCAUCAGGUUGUAGCUGCUGGCCUAUAAAGUGAUGAGUUAUUGGUCAUACAAUAUUGCUUAGUUGUAUUGGAUUCAGAUGAAGAUAGGAACCAUGUUUUUUUCAUUAUUACAAGUACCCAGAUGCAGAAUACACAGCAUAGCUAAUUAUUGGGAUGAAACCUUCCACAGCUCAAGAAAGAUUUAUGGUAAUAAUUCUAGUGUUAGGGUACUUUGUUCUAGAAUUUAUGGGCAGAAUGGAGGGCACAGUAAGAAGUGGAGUAAUAGAAGACCUGUAACUACAAAAACAGAGGGAAAAGGAAAUAAACAAGCCACCUGGAGCACCAGGACAGGAAUCAUCAAGCCUGAAAUUUCAAGUGAAACGGUAUUGGCAAGUUCUGCAUUAAAUGUAAAUAAAGCACAGCUAGUUCAUUUCCAGGAUUUUCAAUCCUGCGACAUACAGCAAGAGAUCGCUCAGAAUAAAGAUUUAUCUAGCAAAGUCACUACUAUUGUUUUUGAUAUUGAGACUACUGGGCUUAGCAGAGUAGAUGGACGGAUCAUUGAGAUUGCACUCCGAGAUCUUCAAGGCGGUGAGAAUAGCACCUUCCAAACUCUCGAACCUGAACGUGAUGUUAGUAAUUCUUAUAUUCAUGGCAUUACCACAAAGAUGGUAAACAGGCCCGAUGUUCCAAGGAUGGAGGACCUGAUUCCCAUCUUAUUACAGUAUAUUCAAAGCCGUCAGAAGCCUGGUGGCUAUGUAUUAUGGGUUGGUCACAAUGCUCGCUGUUUUGAUGUACCCUUCAUCAUUAAUGAAUUUAGACGAUGUUCCGUAGAAAUUCCUCCUAACUGGCUAUUUGCAGAUACCCUUCCGUUGGCACGUGAAUUAAAGAAGUCUAUAGGAACAAAACUUUCUUCGACAACACUUGAGGCCCUUCGUGAGCUCUAUAAAAUUCAGGUGGAUGGAUCAGCUCAUAGGGCCAUGGUAGAUGUGAAUACUUUGUCAAGGAUACUUCCUAGAUUGACCUUUGACCUCAAAUUAACCUUAUCUGGCCUUGUCAAAAGAUCAUUUACGGAAUCAGAUCUGGCCAACUCUAAGAGAAAGAAGAAUUCAGGCUAGUUGCCUGACAAUAUUAUCAUUGAUGUUCUUCAUUGUAUCCGAAUAUUGAUAUGUGGGAAUCGAUGGUAGUUGCAUCGAGAGGACUAGCACAUUGUAGUCCAGGAAAAAGAAAUUAGGUCCUCAAUGGUCUGAAACUACCCAUAGAUAGGCGGCAUUCCGUCAAUUCCUUACAAUUAUUUGACAGGUGAUAAUGCAGAUGAUGUAACGUUAUAUUUGUAACUGAAGGAGAAAAGAAACGCUGUAUUUUUUAAUUAAUUUCUUCUCAAUAAGUUCAGGAAUUUAUUUGCUGAA
Messenger RNA from Neltuma alba, 1652 nucleotides. RefSeq names its product exonuclease DPD1, chloroplastic/mitochondrial. NCBI's taxonomy places the organism in Eukaryota, Viridiplantae, Streptophyta, Magnoliopsida, Fabales, Fabaceae. Gene Ontology annotation, cellular component: cytoplasm. The record is from RefSeq and is a predicted model, not a curated record. Gene Ontology annotation, biological process: DNA catabolic process. Gene Ontology annotation, molecular function: 3'-5'-DNA exonuclease activity; nucleic acid binding.